Alosa alosa (allis shad) is the source of this 3131-nucleotide messenger RNA. It is a transcript of the gene cmasa, whose product is annotated as cytidine monophosphate N-acetylneuraminic acid synthetase a. The coding region runs from base 721 to 2013 and encodes 430 amino acids. NCBI's taxonomy places the organism in Eukaryota, Metazoa, Chordata, Actinopteri, Clupeiformes, Clupeidae. The record is from RefSeq and is a predicted model, not a curated record. Gene Ontology annotation, molecular function: N-acylneuraminate cytidylyltransferase activity. The transcript is spliced from 8 exons.
AGAUAUCUACAUUUCAAUUGCAGAUAUCCGUAAUUCACAUAGUGGAUAUCUGCAACUGAAUUGUAGAUAUCCGUAAUGAUAAACCCCAUAGAAAUGAAUGGCAAAUGUGGUGUCAUUUGUCCUAGGAAGAAUGUCUUUGUGGGUAUCUGAAAUGACAAUUAUGGAUAGGAAUAAUUUAAUUGCGGAUAUCUGAAAUGUUCGUUUUGACUACUAGGCAAAACUGAAUUACAGAUAUCUGCAAUAGGCUACAUAUCCAGUCUAUCGGGUACAUGUUAAAAUGGCUUGCCAUACACAUGCCAGUCCAUAAUAUAACAUAAAAUCUUGGUGUGACCAUAGGAUUUUUGUUUUGCCAUAAUGAGACUUAAUCAGGAAAGUUCUCGUUUUGAUAUCGUGUUUUGUCCAUGCACUCCUUUUCAUUUUAUUACGGUAAAUGGAAGCAGAAGUUGAUUGGUUUUUACAUUGAAUGAACUUCCUGGUCCCUAGGACAGGGUUUCCGACACGUUUUCCAGGGAAGAAAUGCUUCGCUAAAGCAGUGUUGUAGUGUUGUUCAUGAUCGUAACAAAGAAGAAACCUCGUGAUAGUCGGCGGAACGAAUUCCUGUCAAUUCGCCUUAGUAACGUUAGUGUAAACAGCAGUCUUCUCUGGGUUGUAGUUUUCGCUGCAAACGCCACGUCUACUCGGACAUAGCCUAUCCUUAACGCUACCCACUGUAAGCUAAGUAUGGCAGCAGCAAAGAAACGGCCUUUUCUUGGAGGUGAAGAUAUGGAUGGCAAAAAAGUGAAAGGUGACCUUCGUGGAGGCAAACCACACAUUGCAGCACUAAUUCUUGCGAGAGGAGGCAGCAAAGGAAUACCGCUAAAAAACAUCAAAAUGCUCGCCGGCGUCCCACUCAUUGGUUGGGUUCUUCGAGCUGCAGUUGAUUCGGAAUUGUUUGGCAGCAUUUGGGUUUCCACUGACCAUGAAAAAAUUGAGAAAGUGGCGAGGGCAUGGGGAGCCCAGGUACAUCGCAGGAGUCCUGAGGUGUCCAGAGACUCAUCCAGCUCUUUGGAGACCAUUCAGGAGUUCGUUAGACUCAACCCAGGAGUCGACAUCAUCUGCAACAUCCAGGCUACAUCUCCUUGUCUGCAUCCUCAUCAUCUGAAGCAGGCACUGGCUAAGAUUACAGAGGAGGGAUUCGAGUCCGUCUUUUCUGUUGUCCGGCGACAUCACUUUCGCUGGAAAGAGGUCAAAAAAGGAGAAGGCAGUAGUACACUAGCGCUGAACCUGAACCCCAACAGACGGCUGCGAAGGCAAGACUGGGAUGGGGAGCUGUGUGAGAACGGCUCAUUUUACAUCACCUCCAGGGACCUAAUCGAGAAAGGCAUCCUACAGGGUGGUAAGGUUGCCUACUUUGAGAUGGGUGCAGAAUACAGUGUGGACAUUGAUGUUGACAUCGACUGGCCCGUGGCAGAGCAGCGAGUCCUCAGGUAUGGAUACUUUGGCAAGGACAAGCCUGAGGUGGUCCGGCUGCUGCUGUGUAACCUGUCCGGCUGCCUGACUGAUGGCCAGAUCUACGUGUCUGCAGAGGGCCUGGAGAUGGUGUCUCUCAAUACCAGAGACAGCAUGGGCAUUUGCAUGCUGCAAAAGGAAGGGGUGGAGGUAAUCGUCAUCUCUUCCAUUGAUAACCCAAUACCUAAGGUCAUGGUGGAGAAACUGUCCAAACAGAUCGGCUGUGAGAUCAGGCACAAUGUGGAGGACAAGCUGUCGGAGGUGGACAAACUAAGGAAGGAGCGUGAAUUGGUGUGGAAGGAAGUUGCCUAUAUGGGGAAUGACGAGCCUGACGUGCAGUGUCUGAACCUGUCAGGCCUGAGUGCAGUACCACAGGAUGCCACAUUGGUGUCGCGCAACGCCGCCAAGUACGCCUGCCACAGUGCAGCCGGGCGUGGAGCGCUCCGUGAGUUCGCCGAGCACAUCCUCCUGCUCAAGAAGAAGGCGAAAUCUCAGAUGGAACAAGACCGUAUUCCCCGGGACUAGAGAACCGUAUUCUACAGAAUGUCAAACACAAACGCUGUUUUGAAGUGCAGAGAAGAGGUUUCAAAUUCAGAAAGAUAAUACGUAGUUAAAGUCCAGAGAGAUGAUUUUGUUUCAUUUUCUAUGGAUUUAAAAAAAAAAAAAAAACUUUUUUCAUGAAGGUUUUGUGGGGAUGCCCAUAAUGGUUUGUCUGUUUGUCUUAGCUCUUUGGGAUUCAGAAUGUAAUUGUGCAAUAAUAAGCAUCACUGCUGUUCUACAUCCUCUACUCAUUUGUACCUUGUGUCAUGAUUUCUGUUUCUCACUAUAAUUUGAAUCAGCGAGAUAGUCCCUAAUAAGGGCCCAGAGUUUGUAAGUGCAGUGUUACUCGGCCUUCCACCAAAUGGCCAGAGGUGAAUACUACAAAGCAAGGUUUGUAGUAAGGCAAGCAACUUCAUGAGUAACCGCUGAUCUCCAAACAACAUGCUUUUUUACAAACAAUAGGUGCUUAGUGCAGUGUUCUUUUAGAGAUCAACGGUUAUUCCCAAAGUUACCCGGGAUAACCCGUUUCCUUGCUGAAUAGUGCAACCUUCAGUUACUGGGUCAUACUUGUCUUGCCUGGCUUUCUGUGAGCAUGGCUUGAUAAGAAAGCUAAUAGUAAAAUGAUCACUAAAAGUCAGUCCAACAAUCUAUGGGGGGAUGCAACAGCAGCCAAAUGGCAGAGGGACAUAGGUCUACAUCACUGACACCUUAGACUUGGUUGAUAAACCAAACUAAACUGCCCUUUAUUAACUGAUUUUUUUAUUGGGCUUACAGUGUCACUUGAAUCAUGCAUGCACAAAUCAAUGUGAAGAAUGUCUGAAUGUCAAUCAUUAUUUUUUGUUACCACUUCAUCUGUGAAACGAUGCCAGAUGUAUUGGCUGAUGCACUGUCUUUAAAAAGUUGUCAUAGAACAGUGUUGAUUUUAGUUGAGUGGAUGGAUGUACUGAAUUUGAGGCUGUAGGGUCAACACAAAAACACACAGAAGAUGAUUAUGAUUGGUCAUGUUGGAUCAUGUGGAGUUUGUAGAAAAUAUUUAUGGGAAAAAUGGGCAAUCUAUAUAUUAAUAAUGUCUGUUCAAUAAACAUGUAUUUCUUUGAAUUUGA